Messenger RNA from Cercospora beticola, 1220 nucleotides. Its product is annotated as NAD(P)H-quinone oxidoreductase. NCBI's taxonomy places the organism in Eukaryota, Fungi, Ascomycota, Dothideomycetes, Mycosphaerellales, Mycosphaerellaceae. Gene Ontology annotation, molecular function: oxidoreductase activity, acting on NAD(P)H; NADPH binding. The record is from RefSeq and is a predicted model, not a curated record.
GCGCAAUCAUUCGCACUUUACCACCAUAUCCGUGACGAUCUUCAAUAAUUUGAGAGCCGUUCUAUGUCACGUCGCCACGCCGCCAGACUUCACGAUAUUUCUCAACACCUCAAUUUUAACGCAGCCAUGGCGACCAUGCGAGCAGUCGACAUCAAAGAUGGCAAAGGCCCUCUCGACAACCUCUUCAUCAACGACAAAACCCCUCGCCCAGAACCCACAGGCUCUCAAGCUCUCGUAAAAGUCAAAGCCUUCGGCCUCAACCGCAUGGACAUCCUCCAACGUGAAGGUCGCUAUCCCGUCCCUCCACAAGCCCCCAAAACCCUCGGUGUAGAAUUCAGCGGCACAAUUGAAGAAGUCUCCUCCUCCAACAAAGAAGGCUUCAAACCCGGCGACGCAGUUUUCGGUCUCGCUUAUGGAGGCGCUUACGCCGAAUACAUUGCUGUUUCAACCCAUAUGCUGAUUCACAAACCUGAUGAACUCAGCUGGGAAGAAUGCGCCGGAAUUCCAGAAACCUGGAUUACUGCUACACAAGCCAUGUAUCUCAUUGGAGAAUUCACCCCAGGGAAAUCCAUCCUUUGGCAUGCGGGCGCCAGUUCUGUUUCCAUUGCUGGUCAACAAUUGAGUAAAGUCAACGGUGCCUCCUCCAUCUUCGCCACCGCCCGUUCCGAUGAGAAGUGUGAUUUCUGUGUUAAGAAACUCGGUUCAACCCAAGCAUGGAACACGACAAAGACUGAAAACUGGAGUGAGGAAGUGAAGAAAGCUACGGAUGGGAAGGGAGUAGAUAUUAUAGUGGAUUUCAUUGGUCCUACGACUUUUGCGGGGAAUUUGGAUGCUGCGGCGAAGGAUGGGAGGAUUGUGAAUUUGGCGACGUUGGGUGGGAUGAAGUUGCAGGAUACGAACGCAAAUUUUGGGAAUUUCGUGGCGAAGAGGUUGAGGUACGAGGGAUCGAGUUUGAGAAGUAGAGACGAGGCGUAUCAGGGGAAGCUGAGAGACCAAUUGGUUGAGCAUGCUUUGCCUAUGUUCAAGGAUGGGAGGCUGAAGAGCAUCAUUGAAAAGGUGUACCCAUGGGAGCAGAUUCAAGAGGCGCAUCGACAGAUGGAAUCGAAUCAGACGAUGGGUAAAUUGAUAUGUCGGAUUGAUUAGAAGUUCCUUAUCCAGGAAACGCUAUCUUAGGAAUGAAAAAGGCAUCCUAUCGUUUCAGUCGAACUUGAUCGUUCCCA